AAAUUGAUUUUACUUCUAAAUAAUUUUCAAUUUAUUUGUUUUGGUUUAAUUAUUUAUUUUUUUAAUUAAAUACAAGCUAAGUACAAUGUCUCGUGUUCUAGUCGGAGUAAAAAGAGUUAUCGAUUACGCGGUCAAAAUACGAGUGAAGCCAGAUAAAUCUGGCGUGGUGACAGAUGGAGUUAAACACUCCAUGAACCCAUUUGAUGAGAUUGCUGUAGAAGAGGCAGUUAGAAUGAAAGAAAAGAAACUGGCCAGUGAAGUUAUUGCAGUUUCUUGUGGACCAGCCCAGUCACAGGAAACUUUGAGGACUGCUCUGGCAAUGGGGGCUGACCGAGCCAUCCAUGUGGAAGUGGCAGGAGCUGAAUAUGAAACCAUGCAGCCCAUACAUGUGGCUAAGAUCUUAGCUAAACUAUCAAAGGAUGAGAAAGCGGAUAUUGUGAUUGUUGGAAAACAGGCUAUUGAUGAUGACUCCAAUCAAACGGCUCAAAUGACUGCAGCUCUUUUGGACUGGCCUCAAGGAACUUUUGCCUCCAAGGUGGAAAAAACUGAUGCUGGUUUGACGGUAACUCGUGAGAUUGACGGUGGCUUGGAGACAAUCAAGACCAAAGUCCCAGUAGUGAUAAGUGCGGAUUUACGACUCAAUGAACCACGUUAUGCCACCUUACCUAAUAUUAUGAAAGCAAAAAAGAAGCCAUUGAAAAAAUUAACAGCAAAGGAUUUAGGAGUUGAUUUAGCACCUAGAAUCAAAGUGAUCAGUGUAGAAGAUCCUCCGGUGAGGCAAGCUGGUUCUAUAGUACCCGACGUUGACACUCUCGUAGCUAAACUGAAGGAGGGAGGACAUGUGUAAAAAAAUUAUCAAACAAAAACAUUACCUUUAUUGUGGUUUUUUAAAUUUUUACUCUGU
Molecule: messenger RNA, 904 nt
Organism: Papilio machaon (common yellow swallowtail)
Lineage: Eukaryota; Metazoa; Arthropoda; Insecta; Lepidoptera; Papilionidae
Gene: Etfb
Product: electron transfer flavoprotein subunit beta
Exons: 6
Coding region: 86-847 (253 amino acids)
Cellular component (GO): cytosol
Molecular function (GO): electron transfer activity
Source: RefSeq, a predicted model, not a curated record